Henningerozyma blattae CBS 6284 is the source of this 1014-nucleotide messenger RNA. Its product is annotated as SEC14 family lipid-binding protein. The transcript has a single exon. Lineage: Eukaryota; Fungi; Ascomycota; Saccharomycetes; Saccharomycetales; Saccharomycetaceae. The coding region runs from base 1 to 1014 and encodes 337 amino acids. The record is from RefSeq and is a predicted model, not a curated record.
AUGUCUACAAAAUCCACCAAAUCAGCAAGCGCUUCUUCAGCUGUCCAAUCCAGUUCUGCUUCGAUCACGAACAAAUCAAUUAAAUCUUCCAAAUCCACCAGUUCAAAUCUACAAGAGAAAGAAUUCUUAGAAUCUUACCCACAAACUUGUAAACCCGGUGAUACUCCAGGUUCUCCAGGUAAUACCACCGAUGCUCAAUUGAAAACAUUGAAAGAAUUUAGAUCUAUUUUGAAAAAGAAAGGUUACACUGAAAGAUUAGAUGAUGCCACUCUAUUAAGAUUCCUAAGAGCAAGAAAGUUUGAUUUAGCCUUGGCUGAAAAAAUGUUUGUUGAUUGUGAAAAUUGGAGAAAGGAAUUCGGUACUAAUACUAUACUAGAAGAUUUCCAUUAUGAUGAAAAACCAAUUGUAGCUAAAUAUUAUCCACAAUAUUACCAUAAAACUGAUAAAGAUGGUAGACCUUGUUAUUUCGAAGAAUUAGGUAUGGUCAAUUUACCAGAUAUGUUAAAGAUCACUACCCAAGAAAGAAUGUUAAAAAACUUGGUUUGGGAAUAUGAAGCUUUUGUCAAAUAUAGAUUACCAGCUUCUUCAAGAGCAGUCGGUUAUUUGGUCGAAACCUCUUGUACAAUUAUGGAUUUAAAGGGUAUUUCCAUCUCAAGUGCUUACAAUGUUAUCUCUUACGUUAAAGAAGCAUCUAUCAUUGGUCAAAAUUAUUAUCCUGAAAGAAUGGGUAAAUUUUAUUUAAUUAAUGCUCCAUUUGGAUUCUCUACUGCCUUUAAAUUAUUUAAGCCAUUCUUAGAUCCUGUCACUGUCUCCAAAAUUUUCAUUCUAAGUUCAUCAUACAAGAAAGAAUUAUUAAAACAAAUCCCAGAAGAAAACUUACCAAAGAAAUUUGGUGGGAAAUCUGAAGUUUUAGAAGCUGACGGUGGAUUAUAUUUAUCUGAUGUGGGUCCAUGGAGAGAUGCUAAAUACAUUGGUCCAGAGGGUGAAGCUCCACAUGCAUUUUCUUUAAAAUAA